ACGACUACCGGGACUGGGGCACUAUAGUUACUAGGUAAUAAUAAAUAAUAUAUUUUCCCCAGAUUUCCGAGCCGGUUUUUAUUCCUUCCCUUCUUUUAUUUACGGUCACUACCAAAACACCACAACACCACAACACCACAACACCACAACACCACAUCAUCGCGUAAACCAACAUUAACUAUGGACAAUUUGAAUGAGAAGGGGGGGGAGAAGAAAGAAAAAGGAAAAUGCUCAUCUCCCUGUUGCGCUGCACCUAAACCCACACCUCCAAAGGAAGAGAAAAAAGGUUGCAAAUCAGGAUGCUGUGGCGGCAACACUCCUUCAAAGGCCCCCGAGAAAGACGACUGCUGCAAACCAUCCGCCUCCAAGGAUGAAGAAAAACUUGCCAGUGUCGGUCCAUUAGUAGAAGUGGCGGAUCAACGCUGCCAGCCAGCGCCUGUGCCCGCGAAGCCAAUUGAGACGUCCGGGUGCAACGCUGGCUGCUGUGCGCCCAAGCCGCAGGACAAAGACUCUUGCUGUGGAACUGCGGGAUCGAAUGGAGGCCCCGAAGUAGCCGAUGGGUGUUGUGCAGCGAAGGACCAGCAGCAAGAGGGGAAGGAUAGUUGCUGCAGUCCCGGGAAAAAAGUGGUUGUCGACGAUGAUUAUGAAUCCUGCCAAGAUGCGUGUUGCGAUUCCAAGGAACCAGUUGAUGAUGACGGUUGUUGCGGUCCGGCAAAGGAACUUCCUAAGGACGCCUGCAAGGACAAAUGCUGCUCUGCCUCUAAAUCGGAUGCAAUUGAACCGUCUUGCUGCGAGGGGAAGCAGAAGCCAUGUUGCGACGCAACCUGUAUCGACCGCCUUGUGCUCCGAGAGACCACUGCCAAUGCCAAGCAAGACGAUGACGACGACGCUUCAUCGAGUUCCGGCAAGGGCUCCCUCCAUUCCAGGGAAAAGUCGAUCCGCAAAAGAUACGAGACCAGACUCGCGGCCAUAGGAUGUCUGUGUAGAGCGCUGAUCGCCCUAGGCCAAGAAUCGUGCUGCGUAUCCCCCGAACUUUCCUCCGAAGAACGGAAGCGAGGUCCUAGAAAGAGCCGCCCCGCGUCUCGAGGGAAGCAGACGUCGAACUGCUGUGCGAAGAAGGCCGGAGGUUGUUGCACGAAGGCCCCGGAGCCGGAGCGGAAGAUCGCGGCCUCGGGCUUGGGAGGUACGAAGAAGGCCUGUAGCAAGGGCUGCUGUGGUAAACCGAAGGAGGUCGCUGAUAUUACUCCUGCCAAGGAAACUGGCUGUUGCUCUGGUGGUUCAUCGUCUAAAGAAGACUGCUGUCUAGAGGAAAAGAUCACCCCCGUGGAGCGUGGAUUAAGUAAGGAUGCACUAGGGGCCAUUAACCUAGAGAAAGGCCUAUCCGGCUCCGAGCGCGUCGCCCUCAGCAUCUCCGGAAUGACAUGCACCGGCUGCGAGACCAAGCUGCAGCAAACCCUCGGCAAAGUCGCCGCAGUGAAGCACCUCAAAACCAGCCUUGUAAUGGCCCGAGUUGAAUUCCAGCUCGACCUCAGUCUCGCCACCCCGGAAGACGUCAAGAAACACAUCGAACGGACAACCGAGUUCAAGUGCGAUAUAAUGGUGACGCAUGGCUCGACAUUGGACGUUAUCCCGGUCGGUGGAGCCAAGCAGUUUGCGCAAGAGUCCUUGCCGUUGGGGGUAGAGAAUGUAGACGUCCUGGACGAUAAAACGGCCCGCAUUACUUUCGACCCCGAAGUCAUUGGAGCCCGGGAUCUCAUCUAUAACGGGUUCGGUACCCCCCCGAUUCUUGCGCCGCUGCAAGCCGACCCGGCGCUCGCUGCCGGGAGCAAGCAUGUUCGCCACAUGGGCUGGAUGACCCUGCUUUCCGCGGUUUUGACAAUACCCGUUUUGGUCCUGGCCUGGGCUCCAUUGGAAGACCGCCCCAUCACAUAUGGCAGUGUUUCCCUGGCUCUAGCGACUAUUGUCCAAGUCGUUAUCGCGGGCCCGUUCUACCCGAAGGCCUUGAAGAGUCUGGUAUUCUCCAGAGUCGUCGAGAUGGAUCUGCUGAUCGUCUUGAGCACCACGGCAGCAUACACCUUCUCAGUUGUUUCUUUCGGCUACCUAGUAGGCGGCCACCCGUUGUCCACGGGUGAAUUCUUCGAGACCUGUACCUUGCUCGUCACUCUAAUCAUGGUUGGCCGAUGGGUCAGCGCUCUGGCCCGCCAAAAGGCAGUAGAGUCCAUCUCUAUUCGAACUCUCCAGGCUUCUACGGCGAUCCUACUUUCGCAAGACGGUUCUGAGGUUGAGAUUGACACCCGACUACUCCAGUACGGCGACCUCUUCAAAGUCGCUCCUCACACCCAGGCCCCCACGGAUGGCGUUAUCCUCUCCGGCACGACGGAAGUCGACGAGUCGAUGCUGACAGGCGAAUCGCGUCCGGUAGACAAGAACCCAGGCUCUACCAUCGUCGCCGGCACCCUCAACGGCUCCGGUGCCGUGACGGUGCGUCUCACAAAACUGCCGGGCGAAAACACCAUCAGCACCAUCGCGGGCAUGGUCGACGACGCGAAGCUCUCCAAGCCCAAGAUCCAAGACCUAGCCGACCGAGUAGCGUCCUACUUCGUGCCCGUCGUCAUUUCGCUGACCAUAAUCGUCUUCGUCAUCUGGACCGCGGUGGGGAUCAGCCUGCAAAACUUGUCAGGCGGCGAAGCCGUGACGCAGGCGGUUACCUACGGCAUCACGGUCCUCAUCGUCUCGUGCCCCUGCGCGAUAGGCCUCGCAGUACCGAUGGUUAUCGUGAUUGCCUGCGGCGUCGCGGCAGAGAAGGGUGUGAUUUUCAAAGCGAGCGAGGCUUUGGAAGUCGCCCACAAAACCUCCCACGUCGUGUUCGACAAGACCGGCACACUAACCGAAGGCAAGCUAUCCGUCACGACGGAAGAAUACCCAUCCGACACCGGCCGCGCCGUCGCCCCCCUCAUCCUCGGCCUCCUCGCAAACGUGAACCACCCCGUCUCCUCCUCCGUAUCAGCCCACCUCCGCAACCAGGACAUCGCCGCCGCCCAAAUCGACCAAGUCAGGUCCCUCCCCGGCAAAGGCGUGCAAGGGUACGUGAACGGCGUCCUCAUGCAAGCGGGCAACUCGCACUGGCUGUCCGCCUCGCCGCACCCUGCCGUGCAGGCCGUGCUCGCCAGGGGCCACACCGCCUUCUGCGUCACCAUCGGCGCCGAGCUGCAGGCCGUCUUCGGGCUAACCGACACCCUGCGCCCCAGCGCCCUCUCCACCGUCGCCGAGCUGCAGCGCCGCCGCAUCGCCGUCUCCCUCCUCAGCGGCGACGACGCCGCCCCCGUGCAAGCCGUCGCCUCCGCCCUCAGCAUCCCCGCCCAAAACGUCCGCUCCCGCUGCUCCCCCGCCGACAAGCGCCAGUACAUCCAAUCUCUCCUCCUCGCAACACCACCCCAAUCCAAACCCCCCGUCAUCAUCUUCCUAGGCGACGGAACCAACGACGCCGUCGCCCUCGCCCAAGCCACCAUCGGCGUGCACCUCUCCUCCUCCUCCUCCACCAGCACCGUACAAAACGUAGCCCAGUCCGCCGCCGACGUCGUCCUCAUGCGCCCCUCCCUCUCCGCCCUCCUCUCCGCCCUCGACGUCUCCCGCGCCGCCGCGAGGCGCGUGUACUUUAAUUUCGCGUGGAGCGCCGUGUACAAUGUUUUUGCGGUGUUGCUUGCCGCCGGUGCUUUUGUUUCGACUGGUGGGAGUGGUAGGGGUGGGGGGGGAGUGCGUAUUCCGCCUGAGUUUGCGGGUGUGGGGGAGCUGGUCAGUGUGUUGCCUGUUGUUGUGGUUGCGGUUAGUUUGCGGUGGGUUAGGGGGCUUUGAAUGGUUGGGGAGGGGCAGAGGUUGGGAGGGAAGGGAGAUGAGGUAAGAGGCCUUGGAGAGAAAGGGGUUAAGGAGGGAGAGAGAAAGAGUGAAGCGGAGGUGGUUUAGGGGCUGGUGGGUGCGUUAGGAUGAGAGUCAGUCAGUCAGUCAGUCAGUCAGUCACGAAGAGUCAUAUUGGUAGCCGUAUUUACCUGAUUUAAAGGCAAUGUCUAUAUCUAUUGUGUGCAGGCAC
Hypoxylon fragiforme is the source of this 4084-nucleotide messenger RNA. Its product is annotated as heavy metal translocatin. Gene Ontology annotation, cellular component: membrane. Gene Ontology annotation, molecular function: ATPase-coupled monoatomic cation transmembrane transporter activity; metal ion binding; ATP binding. The record is from RefSeq and is a predicted model, not a curated record. The transcript is spliced from 3 exons. NCBI's taxonomy places the organism in Eukaryota, Fungi, Ascomycota, Sordariomycetes, Xylariales, Hypoxylaceae. Bases 181 to 3852 code for a protein of 1223 amino acids. Gene Ontology annotation, biological process: monoatomic cation transport.